Molecule: messenger RNA, 2093 nt
Organism: Monopterus albus (swamp eel)
Lineage: Eukaryota; Metazoa; Chordata; Actinopteri; Synbranchiformes; Synbranchidae
Product: protein Hook homolog 3-like
Exons: 2
Coding region: 906-1838 (310 amino acids)
Source: RefSeq, a predicted model, not a curated record
AAAUCUCUAAGUUUGACUUUCCUGCCUGAGUAUAGUCUGAGUUCCUUCUUAUGUCAACUCUACUUAAAUUAACCUUCAUAAAACAAACAACUGUGCAUCACCUUGAUGUUAACAAAGCAAAAUAAGCUUCCAAACCAUAAUCACCAUAAAUGUGUGAAAUUUAACAAGUAAAAAUAAACAAUUUGUUUGUUUGGUGGUGUUUUCUUUGCGGUUUAUGUCUGCUCCUAAUUUGUAAUUUCAUUUAAGUAAUAAUAUUUCAAAUACAAAGGUGAUUUAGUAAUUUAUUUUGCAUUCCCAGACUUUUGAUUUUGACCAUAUGAAGAGUUUAUACACAAUGUUGAUCAUGAUGAUUAAUUUUAACAAGGUAUUUUCUGAAUUGGCAAAGGAAGGGAACACACCAAAGCAGCAGAGAAGAAGAGCAGAGAAAUACAAACUGUCUACUUUUUAACAGCAAACAAGACUUAUUCAAACCGGUUUAGGUGAAAAUGGAGUUUGUUCACUCUGAGUUCAGAGAAAGUCAUGUUUUCACCCAACCUGCUUUAUAGAAUAUCUCCUCUUUGAGAUUAAUAUCAGGUUUUAAAAUGGGUUUGAAUGUUACUGAGCUAGCCUGUUAGCUUAGCACAUUUAGCUGAGAUGGUGAUUCUGAAUGUAAACAUGCAGCAUUCCGGAACAAAGCAGACUAGAAUGACAUCAUCACUGCCAUUGGGCCUUUGAUCUCUGCAGUAACUGCAGCUCACCAGACAGUUCAACUUCAGACCUUCUACAAAUAACACACCAUUGUGAGGAGAGUAGGUCACACAACUAAUACAGACGAUAACUAACAACAGACAAUAACUAAUAACUAAUAAAUCUGUUUAUAGAGAUACUAGAGUGUUCAAGAACAAACUGAUUCUACCAGCUAAAAAAUGAAGAGAGUUCAACUAACAAGACCCUUCCUACGUACAUUUCCCACAAACCAGGACAACAUGAACUGCGAAGCACUUCAUGAAGCGCACAACACUGAAAACAGGUCUCACGCUGACAUGGUCCACCUGGUCGACACCCCAAAGGCGGACAAAGAUGCCCUUCAGCGUGAGCUAGAGACUGUAAAGCUCGCUCAUGCAAACAGGAUGGAGCAAGAUUUAAAGCUGAUCAACACCUUGAUGACUGAGAAAAACGCCCUUCAGUAUGAGCUAGAGGAAGAAAAACAUGCUCAUGAAGACAGGGUGGAGCAAGAUUUAAAGCUGAUCAACACCUUGAAGACUUGUAUCAAAAUAAUGCAGGAAGAAGCUGAUGGUAAGACCACGUCCUAUAACAGAGAUCUGGUGGACCUGAAACAACAGCUGAAUGUCAUGAUCUCUGAAAAGAGCGCUCAUAAACACAAGGCAGAGCAACAUCUAAAGCUGGCUGACACCCUGAGGACCGAGACAGACACCCUGAGGGCAGAGAAAGACACCCUGAGGGCAGAGAAAGACACCCUGAGGGCAGAGAAAGACACCCUGAGGACCGAGACAGACACCCUUCGUAAUGAGAUGGCACAAGAGAUCACUAGAAUACAGGAAGAAGCUGAUCAUAAGGCCAUGCUCUAUCAGACAGAGCUGGAGGAGCUGAGAAAUCAGCUCAAUCAGCUCAAUGCUGAGAAACUCUCCAGCUGUGAACAGCCUGAGAACCCUGAGGAACAGCAUGGCUCACCAUGUGAGGACCAGGAGCCCCUCCCUAGUGCCCUCCAUGAUCAAGAAGCCACAGAGAACGCUGUGGUCUCUGGAAAGGUCGUCACAAACACGACAAAACAGAAAUCAUUCUGGAAAAGAUUUCGCCACUUUCUGGGGCUGAGGAAACCACAGAAGUGGAAGAAAUAAACCAAACCUCUUUCACAGCAGACAUUUAAAUUGGAAUAAUCUGACGUCAAACGGCUGCUGUGAAAACUUUCUAAACAAAUGAAUCAAUUAGGCCAGACAUUUCACUAAAUUACAUGACAGGGCUGUCAGACAUGUAGCAACAGUCAUGUAAUUUAGUAAAGAAAAAUUAAUCAGGGCGGCACAGUGGCGCAGUGGUUAGCGCCGUCGCCUCACAGCAAGAAGGUUCCGUGUUCGUUUCUGUGUGGAGUUUGCAUG